Leptopilina boulardi is the source of this 1149-nucleotide messenger RNA. Its product is annotated as jerky protein homolog-like. Gene Ontology annotation, molecular function: DNA binding. NCBI's taxonomy places the organism in Eukaryota, Metazoa, Arthropoda, Insecta, Hymenoptera, Figitidae. Gene Ontology annotation, cellular component: nucleus. The transcript has 6 exons. Bases 1 to 1149 code for a protein of 382 amino acids. The record is from RefSeq and is a predicted model, not a curated record.
AUGUCAGGUAGUACUGAUAAACAUUUGGAUUCCACUUUAAUCACCUGGUUUCAGCAAAUUCGUGACAGAGGUGAUCCAAUUUCUGAACCGAUAUUAAAAGAGAAAGCUCUUCUUUUAAGCCAGCAUCUUAAUCCUGCUUCUAAUUUUAAAACUCUUGCCUUGAGUACAGAAGCAGAAGUUUCAGGACGGAAGGAACACAAAGAGCGCAUAACAGCCCUCUUUUGCUCUAACGCGCAAGGAAGUCAUCGAAUUCCGAUAUUAGUUGUCGGGAAAUCAUGUACAUCUAGGUGUUUAAAGAACUUAGUUACACCCGCGAUGAAAGAAAAUCGCCUAAAAUAUUUUGAAAGUCUUGGAGUGAUAUACACUCAUCAGAACAGUUCCUGGAUGGACCGGCAAAUAUUUAUGCUGUGGUAUAAGCAGAUAUUUAUCCCGUUUGUAAAGGAACACCAAAAACAAACAGGUGUGGCGGGAAUCGUCACUUUGAUUUUAGACAAUGCUCCAUCGCAUCCGAGUGAAAAGGAGCUGAAUGCCGUGGAUAAAAUUUUCAACGUUCAAUUUUUGCCGCCAAAUGUAACGGCGAAAGCGUGGGAAAUUUUAGAUGAGUCUAGACUACACAAAGUUUGGAGAUCAAUUUUAGGUGAUUCGUUCAUUAACGAUCAAAAUCGUUCUACUGCCUCCAAUAAUAAAGGCUUAGAGUCUUCAACAACUCCUGUUAACGAGGAAUUGUCAAAUCAGCAAGAGUUUAGCGAUCAGAAUCACUUCAAUGACAACGGUUUGCAGGCUUCAGCAACUCCUCUGGAGAAGGAAUCAUUGAAUUUUCCCGAAGGCUUUGGAGAACGAAUUGUUAAUAUCUUCACAAAUUCGUAUUUCUCAAUACACGAGUCAAGAAAACAUCUUUUACAAUGGUUACAUGAAGACGAAAAAGAUGAUUGUGGGUGGGAGCCUAUGACGGAUGAGAUGAUAAUAAAGUUGGUAACUACUGGAAUAGUUGAAACAACUAACAUUGCAAACGAAGUAGAAGAGACGAAUAAAAGUGAAAAUUUGCAAACUAAAAUUUCACACUCACAAGCACUUGAAAGUCUCCAACUAUUGAAGACUUAUAUGGAAAAUAAAUGUGAAAGCGAGUUCCACGCAGAACAACGACUGUAA